AUGAAAUCCUUGCUUCUCCUUCCACUGGCGCUGGGAGCAGCCUCGUCUGCUAAGUCCAAGCCACCCAAGGACCAAUGUCGGUUUGCCCAAGACUGGACGCAAGACCAGAUCCUCGCAGACACGGACAGGUUCACGGCCCAGAUGCUUCACUGGGAGGGCAAAUUCCAUCAGCCUGAUGUUGCUUACAAUGGCGGCAAUGGAGUGUCUUAUGACGGUUCCAUCUUGGAUUGGCACUCUGGCGAGGCCAUCUCUACGAAGCCGUUCAGCGCAGCAAGUAAGGAGGCACUACAGAUCAUGCUGUAUGCGCGCGCGGUUGAGGGAUCGCGCGACGCGGCCCAGUUCUUGAGUUCUCGUCACCCCGAGAGAGCCCCCAAGAUCGCCCUUGAUCUCAUGCAAAAGAAGCUCGAGACAUACCUCAAGUUCAACGAGACGCAUCCUGGGUUCGGCGGCGCCAUCCCAUGGUUCAAAGCCGACGUCCAGGAUAUUGUACCCCAGCCUGACUGGGUGAAUCGGGUACCAGCUCUGGACAACGGCGAGCUUUGGUGGGCCGUGUACGCUUGGAUUCAAGCGCUCGAGAAGACGAACAAGAAGGAGUACGCGAAGCAGGCCGAGCGCUGGCAGGUGUGGCUCGAUUUCCUUACUCCCAACAUGCUGGAGAUCUUUUACAGAGGCAAUGGAUCGAUAUGCGCCGUCACCACGAUCGGCGACCAGUUCCUGCCGGUCAACCACCCUGAUCAGAGUUACGAAUGCGAGGGCGAAGGAAGGCUCAACGACCCUUACGAGGGAGAGCUCGUGGCUUUCUUCUUCCAUCUUUUCGGUGACCUCUCUGAAUCCGAGGAGGAUGCCCUGUGGGAAGUCAAGAGACCCCAGCUCGUCAAAGACGAGUAUCAUGAGGGCAAUGUCGGUCCCAUCACUGUCGAGAGGGGUUUCUGGUUCUCUGGCCACGAACCAUGGAAGGUCCUCGAGCUCCCUUACUACGACGUCGAAAUCAUCCGGCGCCUGUAUCACAAUCACGAGCGCGUCCGUACGUGCAACUCGAUCUUCACCGAGAACCCGGGUCUGCUCGCUUCUGUGAACAAUAUCACCGAUUCCGAGACCAACGAAGUUCUCGGGUACAUUUCACCAGCAGGUAUCCCCUCGAUUGCGAACCAGACAGAGCAAUAUCUCGAAGUCGUGACCCCUUAUGCCGCUUGGCCAGUCAUUAUGUUUGACAGGGCCGUCGGCCUGGCGUGGUGGCAUAACAUGGUGUCCGGGAAGAAGAUGCAGAACCAGUACGGCAGCACAGAAUCCACCCGCAUCGACGGCGAGGGUGUCUCUGGGAUCUUAACGUGGGACAGCAAGGUGCUCACCGUCGUAUCCGUUCUUGGUGGCGUCAAGGACCUUGUGCGUGACAAGCUGAAGCAGGAUGGCAUUUACCACGAGUUCAUCCGCAUUGCAGAGCGCGAGUACUCAAUGGUUUUUGGCGACGAACUGAAGGGCGAGGAUGUUGAGUUGUGUCUGCCAUCCGUGCCAAUCACCGAUGCUGGGCUAAAGGACUUUACGUCAUGUGCUCGAAGCAUACAGUGA
Emericellopsis cladophorae is the source of this 1566-nucleotide messenger RNA. RefSeq lists its product as uncharacterized. Lineage: Eukaryota; Fungi; Ascomycota; Sordariomycetes; Hypocreales; Bionectriaceae. The record is from RefSeq and is a predicted model, not a curated record. The transcript is spliced from 4 exons. Bases 1 to 1566 code for a protein of 521 amino acids.